Messenger RNA from Phaedon cochleariae (mustard beetle), 803 nucleotides. Lineage: Eukaryota; Metazoa; Arthropoda; Insecta; Coleoptera; Chrysomelidae. The record is from the annotation of a GenBank genome assembly.
GGGGUGGAACCCCGCUUCGGAGUCCUAAGGGUCCGUGACGUCACGCAGAAGCCGUAUAAAUACGCUCGAAAGCCACCGUAAAAUCAUUCACUUUCGUAUCUUACGUCAGUAGAGCUUCGCUGUUAGUGCACAAAAUGAGUUUCCACGUCGAAGAAGUUUUGAACAAUUCCAUCAAUGACAACAAGGUCAACGAUAGGAAAACCAAGUCGCCGAUGCAUCAGAUCAAGAAGUUGAUAAAGUGCGUGCUGCGCAGGAGCAACAAGAACACCUACGUCAAGAGCCCGCAGCCCACUUACUUCCUGGAAGAAGACGAGGUCAGCGACAACAUCGCCAAUGAAAUUCUGGAGAACGAGAUUUUCGAGGAGAUUGACCACUGCGAGGACUUCUCCGCCGUUCCUGUCUACAACGAGAGCGGAGAAAUGGACUUCCUGCCAGUGGAGCGAGGUCAAAGGUACAUUCCCGUUCACUUUGCGAGGACAGAGGCCGGUACAUUCUUCUGGACUUCGGUUGCUGGGCCAGAUUCUGACAUUUGCUGCCGCGGGGACAAGAAUGCUAUCUGCAAUUAUCAAACUGCAGAGUUGCAAGUGCCCAGCGAUAGAUGGGCCCAAGCCUAAAUCAUUUUUUGGGGAAGAAUGAUUUCCAGUCCUGUGAUGACCCAGUGCCUUACCUCCAAUUUUGUGAUGGAUUUGCUCAAGUUAUUUUUCUCUUUCAUUUUUUUUUUGACUGAUGUCGAUGUGAUAUGAUAGUUUUAAUCAUUGUAUAAUUUUAAUUUGGCAGAUUUUUUUAUCUGUUUGUGAUACAAG